Messenger RNA from Lutzomyia longipalpis, 1742 nucleotides. RefSeq names its product WD40 repeat-containing protein SMU1 (gene Smu1). The transcript is spliced from 4 exons. Lineage: Eukaryota; Metazoa; Arthropoda; Insecta; Diptera; Psychodidae. Gene Ontology annotation, molecular function: protein binding. The coding region runs from base 144 to 1673 and encodes 509 amino acids. Gene Ontology annotation, biological process: mRNA splicing, via spliceosome. Gene Ontology annotation, cellular component: precatalytic spliceosome. The record is from RefSeq and is a predicted model, not a curated record.
CGGAAGAAUUGUGAGGUUAGGAAACUUAAACAAAAACAACAACAAAAGUUUCUCUCUGGAAAAUAAAUCCCCUUUCACUGCAAAAUAUUGAGAAAAAUUAAACUUUAGACGUGAUUGUGGAAAGAUUAAUUCAUCCGUGAGCCAUGUCUAUUGAAAUUGAGUCAGCAGAUGUUAUCCGGCUAAUUCAGCAGUACCUCAAGGAAUCCAACUUGCUGAAGACGCUUCAAACAAUCCAGGAGGAAACGGGUGUUUCCCUGAACACGGUUGACAGUGUCGAUGGAUUCGUUUCAGAUAUCCACAAUGGGCACUGGGAUACCGUCCUGAAGGCUAUUCAAUCCCUCAAACUUCCCGAUAAGAAGCUCAUUAAUCUCUAUGAGCAAAUAGUGUUGGAACUGAUUGAGCUACGUGAACUGGGGGCAGCUCGUUCGCUUCUCCGGCAAACGGAUCCGAUGAUAAUGCUGAAACAGCAGAAUCCCGAGAGGUAUAUGCACUUGGAGAAUAUGCUGCAACGCGCGUAUUUUGACCCGCGCGAGGCCUACUUGGAGGGAAGUAGCAAAGAGAAGCGUCGGGCGGCAAUUGCGCAGGAAUUGAGUGGGGAGGUGUCUGUGGUGCCAUCUUCGCGUCUCCUAGCACUCCUGGGGCAAGCUCUCAAGUGGCAGCAACAUCAGGGAUUGCUACCGCCGGGAACGACAAUUGAUUUGUUCCGCGGCAAGGCUGCUAUUCGUGAUCAAGAGGAGGAGAUGUGCCCCACACAGCUGGCGAGGCAGAUUAAAUUUGGAUCCAAAUCGCAUGUGGAGUGUGCUCAAUUCUCACCCGAUGGGCAGUACCUGGUCACUGGGAGUGUCGAUGGCUUCAUUGAGGUGUGGAACUUCACAACGGGGAAGAUGCGGAAGGAUCUCAAGUAUCAAGCACAGGAGCAAUUUAUGCUGAUGGAACAUGCUGUACUCGCCAUGGCUUUCUCGCGUGAUAGUGAAAUGCUGGCAACGGGCUCCCAGGAUGGGAUGCUAAAAGUGUGGAAGAUCAUCACAGGGCAGUGCCUCAGGCGCUUCGAGAAGGCUCACUUUAAGGGUAUCACUUGCCUGCAAUUCUCACGCGAUAACAGUCAGAUCCUUUCGGCCUCCUUUGAUCACACAAUCCGACUGCAUGGACUCAAAUCCGGGAAGAUGCUGAAGGAAUUCAAGGGGCACACGUCCUUUGUGAAUGAGGCUGCUUUCACGGCUGAUGGCCACAACAUUCUCAGUGCUUCCAGCGAUGGAACAGUCAAGGUGUGGUCACUCAAGACAACCGAAUGUGUCUCCACAUUCAAGGCAUUGGGCAAUGAGCUUGCUGUCCACACUGUUCUGCUGCUGCCGAAGAAUCCGGAACAUUUUAUCGUUUGCAAUCGCAGCAACACCGUCGUCCUCAUGAACAUGCAAGGACAAACCGUGCGCUCCUUCUCGUCCGGAAAGCGCGAAGGUGGUGCCUUUAUUUGCGCCACAAUCUCACCACGCGGGGAAUACAUCUACUGCGCUGGGGAGGAUCUCGUGCUCUACUGCUUCUCCAUCACUUCCGGAAAACUCGAAAGAACGCUCAAUGUGCACGAGAAGGACAUUAUUGGUCUCACCCAUCAUCCCCAUCAGAAUCUCCUUGCCAGCUACGGGGAAGAUGGUGUAUUGAAGCUGUGGAAGCCCUAAGAAAGACGCAAAUUUGUAUUUUUUUCUUCUUAAUUAUUUAAUUUCAUUAUAAGCAAUCCAUAUGGCAAA